Molecule: messenger RNA, 2197 nt
Organism: Hymenoscyphus albidus
Lineage: Eukaryota; Fungi; Ascomycota; Leotiomycetes; Helotiales; Helotiaceae
Source: the annotation of a GenBank genome assembly
CAUGUACCGGCCCAACAGAAACUGCCUUCCCAGGAUCAUGGGAAGAAAACAUCUACGCCCCACCAUCCCGAACCAUCUCUCCCAAAUCCAUAUUAUCCCGUCAAAUAGGAGACAUCAUUUCCUCUUACCCAGGCGCAGCCAAACUACAAUGAAACGGCUCACAACUAGUCUUCGACUUCGGCAUCGAAGUAGGCGGACUCAUCACGUUAAAUUAUACCUCUGAUGGCGUCGGAUCCCUAGGAUUAGCAUUCACAGAAGCGAAAAAUUGGAUCGGGGAAUUCUCAGAUGCUUCGAAUGGUCUCCAUCAAGGUCCCGAUGGGGCAUUGUACGCUGAGUUUUCCAGCGCGGGGACGGGGUCGUAUAUCAUGCCCGACGUCUCACUUCGAGGUGGUUUUCGAUACUUGACUAUCUUCUUACUCACGGGUGGAAAUACGAGUGUGGACAUCACGGAUAUCAAGCUGGAGAUUGGGUUCCAACCUACGUGGUCGAAUUUACGCGCUUACCAAGGAUAUUUCCACAGUAAUGAUGAGAUGUUGAAUAGGAUUUGGUAUAGUGGUGCGUAUACGUUGCAAACGAAUGCUGCGCCUGUGAAUACCGGGAGGUGGGUGCCGAUGUUGAAAACUGGUUGGGUUAAUAAUGGGACUCUUGGGCCGGGGGAUACUAUUAUUAUGGAUGGUGCGAAGAGAGAUCGAGCGGUUUGGCCGGGUGAUAUGGGGAUUGCGGUGCCUUCUGUUCAUGUGAGUACUGGGGAGCUGGACUCUAUUAGGAAUGCAUUGCAAGUUAUGUAUGAUUAUCAGGUUUGUCUCGGUUUCUCUGGAAAAGAUGAGUUCUUACGAAGUCGUAGAAUCCCACGACUGGGGCUUUUCCUGAAGCAGGUCCACCGCUACUUCAGCUGGGAAGUGAUACUUAUCAUAGUAUAUUACCAACUCACAAGACACUUUUUGCUCGCUAAUGAGACUCAGUGUGGACGAUGAUCGGUUCUUAUAACUACGUCUUGUAUACCAACGAUACGGCGUGGAUGCAGCAAAAUUGGGCCAAGUAUCUCAAAGCAAUGGAUUUCAUCUAUGCAAAAGUCGAUUCAGUAGGCCUCUUAAACGUCACUGGCCUCCGAGACUGGGCAAGAUGGCAAACUGGAUAUAACAAUACUCAAGCGAACAUGAUGUAAGAAACCAGGGCCCUCAUUUCACCUGCAAACUCCCCAAUACUUAAUAGUCUAUACCGAGCACUCCUCACAGGAGCCUCCCUCUCAACCUGGAUGGACGACACCACAAACCUCACCUCAACCUGGAAAAACCAAGCCGCAACCCUCAAAAUCGCCAUAAACAAAUACUGCUUCGACACCCCCUACGGCUCCUUCAAAGACAACGCCACAUCCACAACCCUCUGCCCCCAAGACGCGAACAGCCUAGCCCUCCUCUUCUCCCUCGUCGACUCCCCCCAAGUAGCAGAAUCCAUCUCCACGAACCUCUUAAAAAAUUGGACACCCAUCGGCGCCGAAACCCCCGAACUCCCCCGGAACAUCUCCCCCUUCAUCUCAAGCUUCGAAAUCCAAGGACACUNCUUAAAAAAUUGGACACCCAUCGGCGCCGAAACCCCCGAACUCCCCCGGAACAUCUCCCCCUUCAUCUCAAGCUUCGAAAUCCAAGGACACUUCACAAUCCGACAGACACAGCGGGCGCUCGACCUCAUACGACGGGGUUGGGGUUGGUAUCUCAACCACCCAAAUGGCACAGGAAGCACAGUAAUAGAAGGAUACCUCACCGAUGGCUCGUUCGGGUACCGUGACACGCGCGGGUAUGCGAAUGAUGCGAGUUACAUCUCGCAUGCCCACGGAUGGAGCUCGGGUCCCACCAGCGCCUUGACAGAGUUUGUUCUAGGACUAAGUGUUACGAGCCCCGUGGGAAGAACUUGGAGACUUGUGCCGCAGUUUGGGGAUUUGAAGACGGUGGAGGGGGGAUUCGUGACGAGUUUGGGGAAGUUUAGAGCGCGCUGGGUGGUUGAGGGAGGGGGGUAUACGGCAGAGUUUAGUGUUCCGGAUGGAACUACCGGGGAGGUUAUACUGCCUUGCUUGAUUGAGGGAGAGAUAUCAAGCAUUGAGGUUGAUGGAGUGGGUGUGGAGGACUUGGGGACUAGACUUGUGGGAGAUAGUGUGGUUUUGAUGAUGGGAGGAGGUUCUCAUAGUAUUGCUGUGAGCUAA